AUGGUGUUAAAAUCGGAACAAGAUGGCGUCCGGUCAAUAGACGAAUAGCAGGGAGGCCGGAGGCGCUCUCGAGGUUCGUGGGUGUUCUCAGCCCGGAGCUGGAGAGCCUUUAAGGCUGUAUAUCAUUGACAUUUUUUUCUCUAUCGAAGUGAAAUGGUCGACACGCGAGUGAAAUGAAAAAUGUUCCAUAAAGAAGUGCAUAUUACGUAUGCGUCGGCCUGAAUGUGCCGUGUUUCUCGAACUCGAAAGAUGCUGCCGUAUAAAGCGACGACAGAGAAGGCGCCUUCGCGAAACUGUCAGGAAGAUCGUCGUCGUCGUACGUGAGUCAGUGCGCUCGGUGGAUUGAAAGAAGGCACGUACGUACAAAAUGGCUUCGGGCGACAAUGUGGACGUGAUUGAAGUGGUUGAGACAAGCUUCACUGGCCCGGUACAGGCCACAGAGGAUCAUCUCCGACCGGAACAGUACGCGGACGAGGACAAUAAAUCUACAGGGGAUAAAGUGACAACACUUGACAAUUCGGUAGUGCAACAUGGCACCAUCGGGCCCAAAACCUCUUCGGGGGUAUCAAGGAACAAAUCAGAACGGGAGAGAAAGAUUGGCCAUAGAAGAGUUGGAGUGGGAGGUGAAAUUACGUACAAAAAGAUUCAAACGACACAAAUUAUGGGAUCCAUCCAGUUAGGUAUUCAACAUGCGGUUGGUGGUUUGGCCAGUAAACCAGAACGUGAUCUAUUGAUGCAAGAUUUCAUGACUGUAGAAACGACAAAUUUCCCAAGCGAAGGAUCUAAUCAUACUCCGGCUCAUCAUUUUUCCGAGUUUAAGUUCAAAAAUUACGCACCCAUUGCAUUUCGUUACUUUCGGGAUCUCUUCGGUAUUCAACCGGAUGACUUUUUGAUGUCAAUGUGUAGCGCUCCAUUACGUGAAUUAUCGAAUCCCGGAGCUAGUGGAAGUAUCUUUUAUCUAACAGAUGAUGAUGAAUUCAUCAUAAAGACUGUACAACAUAAGGAAGGAGAAUUUUUGCAAACACUUCUUCCAGGAUAUUAUAUGAAUCUAAAUCAAAAUCCAAGGACAUUAUUGCCAAAAUUCUUUGGGUUAUACUGCUAUCGGUGUAAUAGUAAAAAUGUUAGACUAGUUGCUAUGAAUAAUCUUCUACCCUCAUCUGUGAAACUACACCAGAAGUAUGAUUUAAAAGGAUCGACAUACAAAAGAAAGGCAUCGAAAUUAGAAAGAUCUAAAAACUCUCCAACAUAUAAAGAUUUAGAUUUUAUGGAACAUCAUCCGGAAGGGAUUUUUUUGGAAGCGGAUACAUAUAAUGCUCUAGUGAAAACUAUUCAAAGAGAUUGUCGAGUUUUAGAAAGCUUUAAAAUUAUGGAUUACUCUUUACUCGUUGGUAUUCAUAAUCUUGACCAGGCUGCAAGAGAGAAAACGCAGGAACAAAGAUUACUAACGAGUGCAGAGGAAGAAGUUGGUGAAGUUGGAGGUGAGAGUGCAGGAUUCAUUCAAGCAGAACGAGAUGAUAGAAUAGGAGCUAGCGCUCUAAACCGAUCGCGGAGUAUAAAUCGACAAAGGUUAGUUGCGCACAGUACCGCUAUGGAAAGUAUUCAGGCUGAAAGCGAGCCCAUAGACGAAGAGGACGAUGUACCCAGUCCAGGUGGAAUUCCUGCUCGUAAUGCUCGUGGUGAACGCCUGUUACUUUUCCUUGGUAUUAUUGAUAUUUUGCAAAGUUACAGGCUCAAGAAAAAAUUGGAACAUACUUGGAAAUCGAUGAUACACGAUGGUGAUACCGUGUCAGUACAUCGACCAGGUUUUUACGCGCAACGUUUUCAAGAUUUCAUGGCGAAGACAGUAUUCAAGAAGAUACCGUCACUGGACCUGCCUGAGAUUAAGGGGAAUCAUCGCAAAUUCCGUAACCUCGUCACCAGCUACAUAGUCUUUGCUCAAACAUUGAAACAUUCCCCGUCGAAGAGAAAAAGCAUAACCAGGCCACUCAGGCCGUUGGAUGGAGAUUUCGAUUCAACUGCGGUGCCGACAACCGGAACUUCGACAAUGCAUGCUACGUCACCCACGAAAGCUGGUGGCACCCUUCCCUCCACUUGCUCUACCCCGCCCCCGCCCUUUGACGAUGCAGUGCGCUCAAACGACCAAACCUUGGCUUCUGGUGGUCAACUUCAACAGGGUGCACCGACCACAAUGUUAGCGAGCAGCCUGAGCACUGCUCAAUCGAAACAGAAUAAGGUUGUUCACCAUGUCACUCUUACAAAGACUUAUCACGAUGCCGUGAGCAUAUCUGACGUGCAUUUGGAAAGCAGCGGUAGCGGAAGCGGAAGUGGCGGAAGGGAAACAAAGUCGUCGUUGAGCGUGGAAAGUGGUGGAAGCAGUCGAGGAGGUGGUGGAUUCACCUGGACACCACCCGCGGGCAGCGCCGAGGGCUCGACGCCCACCUGGACAGAGGGCACACCGUCCUUCACUGAGAGUUCCAGCAGCGGUGAUGCAGGUUGGUCGACCACACCGAUCAGGGGGCGUCAGGAUGAUGGAGGGAGGAUUGCUACCACUGUCGAGGAGGCGCUAGCCAGUCUCACUACGGAAAUGGAGAUACUGCAGCACGAGUGAAUGCAAAGCAACUCGUCGUCCCUCUAAGCUUCGUCGAUUCAGUGAGGUUUGGAUAUGGGUCUGGUGCGCCGUCGUAGCGACGAAUCUUCGAAAAAAAAAAAAAAAAACGAAGGAAAAAACGAAAUCGUGGAAGGGAGCGUUUGAUCGCGAAUCAAGACGGAUGAUUGAGAGUCGAGGGAGUGAAUGCCGAACAAACACAACGUAAUUUAAUCAUAAUCAUUCCUUCUUAAACAGUAUUAUCGUUACACGAUUCACAAAUAGUUUAUCAUAUUCGAUUCUGUACUUAACGAACACCUUCUGUGAGAAAUAUUCGUCUCGAUUCGCGAGUUAUCGAAAUAUUAAUCAUCCAAUGUGUGUCAAUCUCGCAUUUACUCGUACGGUAUAAAUUUAUGAUUUAAAUAGACGAGUUCUCGCGAAGCGAAUAAGGAAUCGAUGAAAAAGAAAAAUGAUUCCGAAGCUUUGGAGAUCGUCAAAGGGCCAGAAAGCUUAUACACCGUGAUAAAACUCGGCCUACAGUAUUAGAAGAUUGUAUAAUACUCGACACUCGUUCAGGAUCCAUACAUCCAUCUUGAAAUUGGCGAAUCAUCAUUCCAAUUAUUUCUUUUUGUAUAUCGAGUCUCGUAGGCACUCGUUGAAAUUCUAAUCGACGGAUAGUUAAACGUAAUAACGUCACGUGUUUUGAGACGUAUGAAUAAUUAUAUUAAUAAUUAAAAUUUUAGUUAAUUCAAUUGUGUAUCGAUUAAUUAUAAGUGUGCACGAUUGCGAGAUUGCAGAUCGAAUAAAAAAUUCGAGUAAGAUCGUGUAAAAGUUUUGGUAAUCUCUCUUUCGAUUCCGAAUUUUUCCGACUCGAGAUUUAAUUCUCGAAUCACAGAACGAUCACGCACACUUUCAAUCACAUUGUCUUCUGAUUAAUUAUCCUUUUCGAAAAGUGUUCGAAGGAAAAAGAACACGUGCCAUUAUUACGAUUAACUCGUUUUCUCGUUGCUUGUUCAUAUCUAGCACUAUGAAAUCAAAUGAUCAUCGAAUCAUUGAGCUUUACGAAUGACAUUUAGGUUAAACGCGAUGUAAGAUUAUCACGAGAAAUAUUUACUCAUAUUACCUCUUAUCAUAACUGACAAUUACCUCUUGUUACAUCAGUUAGUUAUAAACGUUAAGAGGAAGGCGAUCGAGGGGGAUGAAAGUCGUAUAGCGAGGAGAUGAAACGAGUUCUAUACGGUCGCGAAUGAAAAUGUAAAUAAUACUUAUGAUCUAAUUAGGAGGCAGUCCUCAAUCCCGUUUUUAUUACGAUAAUAUAAUCACCGGUCGUGUAUAUGUACCUAUAUGUGUCUCACGUUUUGUCUGUCUCUUCUGUACGUAAUUAUAUAUAUACUUAUACAUAUGUACACACAUUAAAUGAAACAUGUAUACCACAUUUACACUCCUAUUCAAAAAUCUUAAGAUAUUUCUUCUAUUUUGAUCGAAAUAAUUGGAUAAAUUUAGAUUAUAACAUUAAGUUAAGUUGAUAGAUUUAUACGAUAAAGGAAGUAACAAUACCGAUAUAUUUUUAAUAAAAAAUUCAUGAUUUAUAUCGAAUAUUAAAAUUUAAUUAGAAAUAGAAAAUGUCCUAAGAAUUUUGAACAGGAAUCUAUAUCGAGAUGACCGGUGAAUUCUAAGAUGAGCUUUGAGUUUUAUUUACUCGAGAUUAUUAUCAUACAGAAUAACGUUACAGAUAUUUUUUACUCGGGAAUUUAUUCUAUUUCGAAAAAUUUAAGUCUUCCAAAAUUUAUCUCGAUAAAGGAAGAUUCUCGUUUCAGAAAUAUUUUAUACAACUAAUAAAAACAAGGUUGGUAAAAGAAUAAAAGAUUACAAAUUAUUUCAAAGCUCGAAAAAGAAUUCUCUGACCACUUCGAUGCAUAUUAUAAAUAUAACAACUGCGCAAACUGUAUUAUACGUGAUACGAUAAAGGAGAGUGAUUGACGGGAAUUCCGAUGGUGUACGUAUUAUAUAUAUAUAUGAAUGAGCAAAAGUUUAUAUAUAUAUAAAUAUUACAGUAGUCGCAGAACAAAAGAAAAAAAAAGAAAAAGAAAAAGAAAAAAAAGAAAUUAUGUAAACGCGUUGCUAAUAAGCGUGAGAGUUAUCGUGAACGUUUUGAAAAAAAACCAAAAUGUUGUUCAAUUACACGUACAUACACGUAUUAUAAUAUAUUGUCCUCAAUGAAACGCUUUUGACAGUCGAUAUAUUGUAUUUAGGAAAACGGUGGUAAAAAAAAAAAAUCUAGUCGCAUCUCGGUGAUCGGUCCAUAUUAUUUCCUUCUUUCUCCGAGAACAUUUUAUUUCGUAGCUUUAAUCGCGUCUUUCGCUCUCUAACAUUUCUUUCUUUAGCUUUGUGUAAAAAAAAAAAAGUCACUUCGUUUUUUAAGUUAGCGUAGUUGUUCUCUCCUUUUACUUUUUCUAUUUCUAUAUUGUGAUCAAUAUACUAAGCAUGUUUCGAAAUUAAUUCGAUGUGUUACUUUGUUCCCUAUUUUUCAAUCUACGAUUUAACCAUUGAAAUCCAAGGCAAGUAACAAUGAAUAAACGAGCCAUUUAACAAAUGCGUUUCGAUAAUCAUUCAGUGUAAAUUUCUUCGAAUACAAAUUGAUAUUUACACUCACAUCUCCAACGAAAAUUCUAUUAUUUCCAUUGUGAUCGAUUUUCAACGAGGAAACGUGACUCGCGCGAAACGUAGUAGGUAUAAAUACUCGAUAAGAAGCAAGGAACAAACUUACGCGUCACGUUUGCUAUGCCUUUUCGUUUCAAAGGUUAAAUCGAUGAAGAAAAGCUUUAUUCCUCCCCGUGGACAUAGAUUGAAUGACCGAGAAAAAAAUGGAAAACAGAAGCUUGAUAAAUUCGUAGCUUUGUUAAACUCGAGAUACUCUUUCAUGGGGUACCAUCAUGGUAUUAUCAUUAUUGUUAUAAUAUAAAUAUCGUAGCUAUUAUAACGAAAGGACAGUAACAGUGUUUAUUAGCGAUCUUGAAAGUGUGAUAUUUUUUUAAUGAACAUAUCGCAUCGUACGUUCAAGUUCUGCGAGUGAUUUCAAUGCUUGCACACUUGGAGGGAUGCUUCAAGUAAUAAUUCAGGGAGGAUUAAGAUGAGAUUUAGAUCAAGAUCGAAAGAAAUGCGCUUGGAAAAGAUUUCGUGCCAAUUGAAUAAAAAUAAAAUCCUAUACCUAUACCUAAUCUUACGAUAAUCAUUGUAUUAAAAUUAAAUAAGAAAAAAUAUAAUAAUGUUUUCAAUAAUAUGAAAUUGGUUGCCAAUCUUAUUAAAAUAAGAAAGAUUUAUCUUUCUUCUGUAAUUAUUAAAACAUUCAUAGAAAAAAGAUUAUGUUUUAAACGAGAAAAUAAAGGAAAAAUUUAUUAAUGAUUCUCUCUAAGCGCAAUCGAUCGAAGAUCGAAGAUCCGUCGCUUUUUACGCUUCUCUUUGUCGCAUAUUUUAAUUGUUUGACGAUGAUCGUUUACAAGUUGUUAAACCGGCAUAUACCAUAUAUCUUCCAUCUAUGUUGUUUCGUGUGUGCUUUGAUCGAUCGUGUUAAUCCUCUCACGUUAACCUCCUGUUUUUAAUUAAUUCGAUUUAUCAAAAUUAUCUGUUUCUCCCUUUGAUGUGUUCCCUCUUCCACUGUUUUCUUAUUUCAGUUUUCAUUUUGCAACUAAUCUGAUUAAUCUUAAUCGUUCCACUGUAUUUAUUUGCAUCAUUAAAAGCACAACUAUACGAAGUCAAUCGAAUGAAUUCUCAUUGGAAGCAAUAGAAAUGGAAGUGAUAGAAAAGAAUUGAUAUUUUUUGUGCUCGAAUUCAGAAAGAAACGAACAACAUUGCGAAGGGUCUUGUGGAACAGAGAAGAUCCUUUUCGUCGUACACACGGGUGAGAACGAGUUUCAAACGCGGCGGCACGAACGGGUCAAUCAUAAGGAGCUUGCAAAGAGUGUUGAGCGUACAACGUCGGGAGCCAUAAGGAUGAACAGAAACUGGGGCUAUGGGACGAAUCGAAAUAUUUUAGAAAUAAUUCAACGAUGUUCACGCGUAUAUUUCGUAUAUAGAAAGAUGAAUGGAAUUGAAGAAAACCAAAAAGCAAUUAAUUAAAAUUAUCAUCGAAAUCUGUGAUCACG
Apis dorsata (giant honeybee) is the source of this 6726-nucleotide messenger RNA. It is a transcript of the gene PIP5K59B, whose product is annotated as phosphatidylinositol 4-phosphate 5-kinase type-1 alpha. Gene Ontology annotation, molecular function: phosphatidylinositol kinase activity. Bases 368 to 2608 code for a protein of 746 amino acids. The record is from RefSeq and is a predicted model, not a curated record. Gene Ontology annotation, biological process: phosphatidylinositol metabolic process. The transcript is spliced from 18 exons. NCBI's taxonomy places the organism in Eukaryota, Metazoa, Arthropoda, Insecta, Hymenoptera, Apidae.